Molecule: messenger RNA, 4428 nt
Organism: Phoenix dactylifera (date palm)
Lineage: Eukaryota; Viridiplantae; Streptophyta; Magnoliopsida; Arecales; Arecaceae
Gene: KEA3
Product: K+ efflux antiporter 3
Biological process (GO): proton transmembrane transport; potassium ion transport
Cellular component (GO): membrane; chloroplast
Molecular function (GO): antiporter activity
Source: RefSeq, a predicted model, not a curated record
GGAGCCAAAAAAAUCUUUCCUUUUUUCUUGGAGUGAAUAGAGAGAAAUAAAAAAAUCUCCGCCAUCCCGAAACUCUCCACCACGGCAUUCACUCUCGGCGUUUGCACAUCCGCGCGGCCCUCUCCUUACCUCUCCCUCCACUUUUGUCCUUAUCCAUUCCCCCUCUGAUUAUGGAAAAAUAGCGAUAGAACGGAAGACGAUUCGAAAUCCAUAUCUAAAAGUUCCCUCGUGCCCUUCGUUCUAUUCUCUCUUCUAUUAUCUCCUCCGUUCCAAAGAUGUUAACUAAAUCUAUAGAGGUCGACCUGAUGCCAUCCUCUCUGUCUAAUCUCAAACAUGAAAUCUUGGAAUAAUAUUCAAAUCUACUUUUAGCUUCAGAACAAGUCGUUAUUGUUACUCUUGGUGUUUCUUGUGAGAGAUUGAGGUUGGGUACCGCUGAUUUUGCGCUUUUUCCUCGUCCGUCCAAAAAUUGUCGAGCUAUUGGAAGCCAUGGCUGAGUGCCAAUGCUUCAAGGGAGGUGUGCUUAGAUAUCCCAGAAAUCUUAAAAAGGCUUGUCAUCAUGCAUUAGCAAGUAAUACUAGGCAUUUCUGUGACAUAUUUUCUUACCGUAAACAGCAUGUUGCUAUUCCAUCUGCUGUAUCACAUAGAUACUGCCGUAUGGUAUUUGUACCAAGAAGAAUUUCAGAGGGGCACUACAUGCAGUCUGGUCACACAAGUUUUGGUUGGAGUGGUUCUUACUUUCACAGCCGCAGAAAAGCUUGCUGGCAAAGAUUUCAGGCACACGCUGAGCUUGAUGUUGCCAGCGCUAUUGAAGUAAUAAAUGAUUUAGGAUUUGAUACUCUUACAUUCUUGGUUGUGACUGUUCUGGUUGUACCUGCAUUCAAGAUCAUUAAAGCCAGCCCUAUUCUUGGUUUUUUCUGUGCUGGGGUUGUACUUAACCAGUUUGGCCUUAUUAGGAAUCUCACAGAUGUUAAACUUCUAUCAGAAUGGGGAAUUCUUUUCCUGUUGUUUGAGAUGGGAUUGGAGCUCUCAUUGGCACGCCUAGGAGCUCUUGCAAAAUUUGCCUUUGGCAUGGGGUUGACCCAGGUCGUGUUGUCUACACUUGCUUUUACUGCAUUUGAGCUUCCUCCUAAUGGGGCUAUUGGAACAAAAGUUUUGGAGUUCCUUUUUCAUUCAAGACCUGAUCUGGUAAACAUCAGAAGCGUUGACGAAGCGAUAGUGAUUGGUGCUGCUCUUUCAUUAUCAUCUUCUGCUUUUGUUCUACAGCUUCUAGCCGAGAAAGGUGAGCUUCCUACACGAUUUGGUUCUGCGACUUUGGGAAUUCUUCUUCUGCAGGACAUAGCAGUUGUUCCUUUGUUGGUGAUACUUCCUGUGCUUGAGAGUCAGAACCUUGUUGGGGAAAGUAUUUGGCCAGCACUAGCAACUGAAAGCUUGAAAGCUUUAGGUGGACUUGGUCUACUUUCCCUGGGAGGAAAAUACUUUCUGAGGCGUAUUUUUGAAGUUGUUGCAGAAUCAAGAAGCUCAGAAGCUUUCGUUGCUCUCUGUCUGCUUACGGUUUCAGGGACUUCACUUCUUACACAAAUGCUGGGCUUUAGUGACACGCUAGGAGCUUUUCUGGCAGGAGCAAUUCUUGCGGAAACAAAUUUUCGGACGCAAAUUGAAGCUGAUAUAAGGCCCUUUAGAGGCUUACUGCUUGGGUUAUUUUUUGUAACUACGGGGACAUCCAUUGACAUGCAGCUUCUUUUCCGAGAAUGGCCAAAUGUGCUUUCCCUCUUGGCAGGUUUGAUUGUUAUCAAGACAGUGAUAAUUACUGUAAUAGGACCUAAUGUGGGACUAACUUUUCAAGAAAGCAUUAGAAUAGGAUUGCUUCUUUCACAAGGAGGUGAAUUUGGAUUUGUCGUAUUUUCCUUGGCAAACAGGCUUGGAGUUCUACCACUUGAGUUGAACAAACUUCUCAUAAUCGUUGUUGUGUUGUCAAUGGCAUUAACUCCUUUACUCAAUGAACUUGGAAGGAGAGCUGCCAAGGUCAUUGAUGAAAAGUUUCAAGGAAAAGAAAAAGUGAUUGAUAUGAUGGGGAGCUUUGAUGCCACUGAACCAGUCAUCAUUCUUGGAUUUGGGCAGAUGGGUCAGGUCCUCGCCAAUUUUCUUUCAACUCCAUUGGCUUCUGGAAUAGAUGGUGACAAUGUGGGAUGUCCUUAUGUUGCAUUUGAUCUUAAUCCUGGAGUAGUUAAGGCAGCUCAAAAAGCAGGUUUUCCUAUACUAUACGGAGAUGGGUCACGCCCAGCAGUUUUGCAAUCUGCUGGAAUAUCCUCUCCUAAGGCUGUCAUGGUCAUGUAUGCAGGAAAGGAAAAAACAAUUGAGGCUGUUCAAAGAAUAAGGCUUGCUUUUCCUGCAGUCCCUAUUUAUGCCCGAGCUCGGGACCUUGCCCAUCUAUUAGAUCUGAAGAAAGCAGGUGUCACAGAUGCUAUUCUUGAAAAUGCUGAGACUAGUUUACAACUUGGCUCGAAGCUUUUGAAAGGGCUUGGUGUCAUGUCCGAUGAUGUGACCUUCUUGAGUCAGCUCGUAAGAGACUCAAUGGAGCUACAAGCACAAGAGGUACUCAACAGAACCGAGGAUCGAGAAUUUGAUGUCAUGGAGCCACUGCAGGUGAGAGUGACUGACAUGAUUGAGGCCACAAGGAGCAGUGCAUCGGUCUCACAUAAUGAGCAAUCCCUUAGCUUGGAUCGACCAGAUAUCCCUCAUGUUUCAAUCUCCAAGAACAACGUACCAACUGAUAUUGAGGCAGAGUAUCAAGCUAGACAUGAUGCUCCAGACCACGAGUCCGAGAAUUUAUUAUGUGAUGAUGGUGUUAAAUAUUGUCGCUUGGAUGUUGACAACAGUGUUCUAAAUAGAAAAGAAGAUGCCAAAGGAGAGAGAAAUGUGUCAGAUCAUUCUAUGUCUUCCACAAGUUCGACUGAAUGUUCCUAGUUUUUGUUUCUGGAUGAUUUUCAGUUCUUCAAAUUGUAGCGCAGAAUGAAUAUUCUUCAGACAUUGGAGGCUGACAGAUGGAUCUACAGUCCAUGGCUACACUAUCUGGAGUUGGUUGACCACAAAGCUAAAGCUGGUUGCUUCAGAUGAAAUGGUAGAUAACUGAAACUGAAGAAAGCCACCUGCAGCUCUUUUAACCAUUUAAUUUCAAGAAGGUAGCUCAAAUCGAGCUCCUAAUCCUGAAGGCUACAAUUACAAAAUAAGGAUUAAUAUGAAUGUGACGCAGCAUCUCUAACCAAAGAAUUAGAUCAGAUCUACCAAUAGCCAUCAUUUAUCAGCAGGGUGUCCUUAUAGCAUUCCAUUCCAGCUGAUGAUAAGUGUUUUCUUUGCACUCUGACCAGUCAUUUCUGAAGAAUUCUUUGGUGAAAUUACAUACAAUUCACUGAAGAUAUGGCUUCCGAGAUUCUCUUUAUCAACUUGAAGCAGACUGUCACGAUUUCCACAAAAUCUGGUAAUUUGAUGUAUAUAUUGCUUUAUGCUGCAUUGAAGGGAAAGACUAGAUUCAGAAAGUGCUCUAGUGUUUGUGAUAACUGAUGUUUUCAAUGACAUGUACGGUACCCUCCAUGGAUCAUGCAUGUUUUGAUAUCGCUGUCAGUUGAAAAGCUUGUAGCAGAAACCAGAGGUAAGGAGAAAAAAGUUGUAAGUUUGUAGUUGGUUGGAGUCAAAGGAGUUUGUCAAUAACAGCAGCGGUUUCUUGUAAUUUCUCCUCAAGACGUUAUGUCGUGAAGAAAAGUAACCUUCCAUGCAAGUGGGCAUUCUGUAAUACAUUGUGGCUAUAAGAAUAUCACAGUAGAAAGCUUUACCAAGGUUUCAAAAAUGCCAAUACAUCCAUGCAGCAGAAACCAGGAAAAGCCAUCUAUUUGUGAUAAUGGAAACAACAGCCCUUGUUUGUUCAGUUUACCUGUAAACAGGACUGUUUUAAGAAAUGCUGUAAGAACCAUUAUUAGCUGCUAUAAAUAUGACAGAAAAUGAUGGCGAGGAAAUGACAACAUUUUUUGGAUUUUCAGCUAUUCAAAGAAUAAUAAGUUUUAUUUUUAGCUGUCUUGGCAUCUGGCAGACUUAUUUGAACCUGCCUCAGUCUGCUAGUCAUGUUUGUUGGGAGGCCAGCCAGGUGGCUUGACUGGUUAACUAGGAAGGCAGCCAGUGCAGAAUAUAAUGUUCGUAAGCCUGGUUUUAUCACCUGAGUUUUGUACGCUGAUACAAAGCAAGUCCAAAAACUGAGGGAGAUUAUAUGGCAAACAACUCUUGCAACUAAUGACUCUUAUCAUGUGAACAAUCUGUAUUAGUUAUUCUUUUCAUCAAUAUGUCAGCAAGUGCAAGUUUCACAGUUUUAAUAACUUGUUAGUAGAUGGUGUGAAAUCGUGAAUAACUGUGGUUUGGAAUAUCAAUAGAAAUGUGGAUUUA